Molecule: messenger RNA, 294 nt
Organism: Lucilia cuprina (Australian sheep blowfly)
Lineage: Eukaryota; Metazoa; Arthropoda; Insecta; Diptera; Calliphoridae
Product: vitelline membrane protein Vm26Aa-like
Exons: 1
Coding region: 1-294 (97 amino acids)
Source: RefSeq, a predicted model, not a curated record
AUGAAAUUCUUUGCUACAAUUUUGGCUGUUAUCGCAACAUUGGCUGUUGUUUCUGCUGGUGGUUAUGGUGGUGGUAGUCCUGCUGCUUCUAUUCCUGCUCCUCCCUGCCCCAAAAACUACUUGUUCAGCUGUCAACCUAAUUUGGCUCCAGCUCCUUGUGCUCCUCCAGCUGCUGGUUAUGGCUCAUCGGGUGCUUAUUCGGAAAAUGUUCCCACUAUUGUUAAUGCUCCUUAUGGUUAUCAAGGUUUACCACAGAAUUUAUUACAAGUUCCCAACUAUUAUGGCAAUCAUUAA